GUAGCACACCGGUGGAGAGACCGAUAGGAGAACCGCGACUUUGACCGGCCACGGUUAUUUACAUGGAGUACCCGCUCCACCUCAUCUUAUUACCUCGGAUCCCACCGCCGCCUCUUCGGAAAGGGAUAGCCGACUUUUAAACAUUAUCAGAGCGGGAGAAAAAAGGAGUAUUUAUCCAUGUUUUCCUCAGCCAUCAAGACAUCUCAAUAAUUCGUCAUGGACAUGGAGUGGUCAGGAAUGACCAUUUUCCUCCAUUUGGCCGGGUUGGUUUUGACUUUGUCCAUCCCUGGCGCAACAUCUGAGUCGGCCGCUCUGCGCUUCUUGGGGCAGACGGACUUUGUUGUCAACGAGAGCAGCACGGCUGUGGUCCGGCUGGUCGUGGAGAGAGUGGGAGACCCCGUCAAUGUCACGGCUUUGGUUCUGCUGGAGGGAGUCGACACAGGCGAUUUUGAGGCUGUUAAUGCUGCCGUCUUUCUGCUGUCCACUGAAUCCAGUAAGACCAUCUUCAUUGCAGUAAAAGACGACGACAUGCCUGAAGCGGAUGAGACGUUUACCUUUAACCUCACUCUACAGAGCUCCUCCAACGGUGUGACACUGGGAACACCCAACAAAGCCACCAUCACAAUCCUGUCCAAUGAUAAUGCCUUUGGAAUCAUCGCCUUCAACUCAACUGAGGAGGUCAUAGUUGAUGAACCGAGAGGAGGAAACCAGUUUGUGCCUCUCACUCUAAUCAGGGAAAAGGGGACAUAUGGAACAGUGACUGUGAAUUUUGAGAUCUCUGGGGGGCUCAAUCCUGCCUUUGAGGACCUCACUCCAGACAGAGGAAAUAUCACGAUUCCUGUUGGACAUUCUGUCAUUCACUUCAGCAUCCUCAUCCGGGAUGACCAGAUUCCAGAAGAUGAUGAAGUGUUUUCAGUCAAGCUCACGGGCAUAGCAGGUGGAGCUCUCCUCAGGCCCAACGGCAGCAGCGUUCAGCUGAGGAUCCGACGUAAUGACAGCCCACUGAGGUUCUCACACUCGAUCAUAGCAGUUCCAGAGUCUGCUGGGGUCAUCGCCCUGAAUGUGACACGUGGUCGGCUAAGUGAGGACGGGCCACUUGUUGGCUCUGUUGACACUGAGGUUUCUGUGGAUUAUGUGCUUGUAAGUGGCAAAGGUCCGGUGAGCGCCACAGCUGAUGAGGACUUCAUUGACCUGCAGCCGGUCAGGACCGUCACCUUCCCUCCAUUUGUCUACAAGUCUAGCUUGUUGUUUAACAUCACGGAUGAUGAAGUGCCAGAAAUCGCAGAGUCUUUCCAAGUGGUACUGCUGGAGGCAAGCCUUAAAGGAGAUGUGGUACUAGUUUCACCCUCGACUGUGCUUGUGACCAUUGAGCCGAAUGAUAAGCCACAUGGCGUCCUGUCAAUCAGCAGCAGUGCAGUCAUUCAACCAAUCAGCAUCGACGAGGACCUGACACAGAGAUUUGAGGGCAUCGUUAUUGUUAGAAAUGGAGGUAGCUAUGGCAAAGUGUCCGCCAACUGGUCCAUUAGUCGAAACUCUAAUGUCCUAACGCCAGUAUCUGAUGACUUGGCACCUGUGGCUGGGGUGGUGACCUUUGCCCCUGGCCAGGUAACUGCUGUGAUUCCAAUAAAUAUCAUAACAGACGAUCUACCUGAAGAGGCAGAAGCUUUUGUUCUAAGGCUGCUGCCGCAUUCUGUGACUGGGGAUGCUGAGGUGGACGAACCAAUGGAGAUGGUGUUUUACAUCCAAGACAGUGAUGACGUCUACGGCAUAUUUCGCUUCAACCCUGAAAAAGAGCAAAGCAUCCAAAGCCAACCUGAAGGCCGUUUCCUUUCACUAAACUUCCUGCGGGACAGUGGCAUGCUGGGCAAAGUCUCACUGAGUCUCACAGCCCUCUACAUUCCCGCAGGUCCGAUAGACCCAGUACUGGCACGAGACCAGGUUCUAAAUGUUAGCAGAACUGUGAAUGUUGUCUUCCCUCGUGAACGUACGGCCCUCGUCAUACUGCCUAUCAGGAACGAUGCUUUUCUGCAGAAUGGAGCUCAUUUCUUCAUACAGUUGAAUGCACUGGACCUUGUUGACAUCACUCCCAUGAUUCCUUCAAAAAGUCCAAGGUUUGGGGGGCCUGUCAAUCUCACCCUGACAGUCACUCCUGAUAUCGCCAAUGGGGAAAUUGGUUUCACAAGUAACAGCACAGUGGCGGUUCAUGAACCAGAGCGCAGUAACAGCAGCAUGGUGAGCCUCCCGCUGCGGCGCGACGGCACAGACGGUCAAGCUGUUGUGUUCUGGAGUCUCAAGCCAAUCGGAGCCAACCGUGAGGACGUAACAUGGAAUGAUCUGGAACCUCUCAACGGCUCUGUUGUCUUCAUGUCUGGGCAGAGCGAUGCCUCCAUCAACCUCACUAUCAUUGCAGACAAUACACCAGAAGUCAAUGAGACCUUGCUGCUUACCCUUGAUAGGAGUAAUGUUGAAAAUCAGAUCCUGAAAGCUGGCUUUACCACCAGAGAGAUUGUCAUCAUGGAGAACGAUGACCCUGGGGGUGUCUUUGAGUUCUCUCCAUCCUCUAGAGGUCCAUGGUUGAUCAAUGAGGGUGAGGCCGUAGAGCUCCAUGUGGUCCGAGCCCAGGGACAGCUGUUGAAACAGCUGGUGCGAUAUGCCGUCAUGCCUGCCGGCAACACCGAAUUCUACGGCGCCACGGGCAUCUUGGAGUUUAAACCAGGCGAGAGGGAGGUGGUGGUGGCCCUGGUGGCCAAGCCUGAUGGCGUGCCAGAGGUGGAUGAGACUUUCUCCGUUGUACUCAGCAGCCACAGCACUCCUCCCAGUCGCCUCGGAAGCCACAAGGAGGUCAACGUCACAGUGCGCAGGAAUGACGACCCCUUUGGGGUUAUCGAAUUCAGGGAUUCAGGAGCAACUCUGGCCAUCAGUGAGAGCAAAGGCAACGAGACAUUCCAAGCGACCUACUUAGUGGAGAGGAGCAGGGGGCUCUUCAGUGAAGUGUCUGUUUCAUGGAUCCUAGAGCCAGCUUCAUCUGAAGAUGUUAGCCCUGUCCAGGGAAACAUCACAUUCAAGGAUGGGGACUCCUUGAAAAACCUGACUCUCCUAUCCUUACCUGAUGAGACACCUGAAGGCCUGGAGAAUUUCACAGUCACUCUGGUGAACACAAGUGGAGGAGCAAGGCUGGGAAGCAGGGUCUCAGCCCAUUUUCAGAUCAGCAAAAAUGAUGACCCCAUUUAUUUUUCUGAACCUGUCGUUGUGAGGCUUCAGGAAGGCGACGUGGCCAAUUUCAGUGUUCUGCGGGCGGGUCGCGCGGACGAUGUCGGCACAGUGGCGUACCGUGUGGAAUAUGGUGAUUCGUCACCUGGCGAUCUCAGCCCUCUCAGUAAUGACACAUUGUUGGUGUACGACAUAGGGGAAUGGAUGAAAAACAUCUAUGUGGCCAUAGAAGACGACAACAUACCAGAGACUGAUGAGCACUUCUUCAUUGUCUUGUAUAAUGCCACCGGUGAUGCGGUGGUGUACGGAGCAGACACGGCUACUGUGGUCAUUGAGGCCAAUGAUGACGCUAAUGGCAUUUUCUCACUGGAGCCAAUGGAAAAGAGGGUUGAAGAGGGGAAAAGCAAUAACUUCUAUGUCUUGCGAGCACGAGGUCGUUUUGGUAAUGCAACAGUCUUCUGGCAGCUUUAUACCAAUGACUCCAUCACGCCAUUGAUGCAAAGUCAAGAGUUUACCGUCACCUCUGGCUCCAUCACUUUCACCGCAGGAGAAGAUUCCAAAGCUAUCAUCCUGGAGGCCAUCUCAGAUAAGCUUCCAGAAUUCAAUGAGUUCUUUGUCCUCAGACUGGUUAAUAUUUCUUAUGGCCAACUUGCUGCGACUUCUCUGAGUGCCUCGCUUGUCAUUCCCUUCAAUGACGACCCGUAUGGUGUGUUUGCCAUCGCCGACAGCGAUCUGGACCAAGAAGUAGCAGAGGAUGUACUGUCAGAGGAGGAUAUGGCGGACGUCUCUUCCUUUACCAUCCUCCGACAACAGGGUACUUUUGGCGACGUGCGGGUUGCCUGGGAGAUUGUAUCCGGACACUUCCCAGAGGGUCUUCCUCUGAUGGAUGACCUGCUUCUUCUAGCGUCCUUCCCGGAUGCGGUCGAGCUCAGGCCUCGUGCCAGAAGACACCACUCUGCAACAGACACAUGGUUUUUCUCUGGACAUCAUGGAGCUUACGGGACCAUUUCACCCAAAGAUUCACCUCCUGUGCCGGGCAACUUUACAUUCUCUGCAUGGCUGGUCCCCAGAGUGGCUACUGAUGGCUUCAUUAUCUCCAAAGGAAUCACAAAUGGCACCUUGUAUUAUGGUGUGAAAGUCCACACCAAUGAGUCUUAUAUCACAGUGAAGUUGUACUACACAGUGACAGGAUCAAAUAAUACCCAAGUAGCCCAGGCCACUGGUGCCAAAUUUGUGGAAGACAAUACAUGGCUACAUUUGAUCAUUUCUGUGGAUGAUGGAAUUAUUCAGUUUUUCCUGGAUGGGAACCCUAUUCCUGGAGGCCUGAAGAGCGUCAAAGGAGAAGGCAUCGCUGAUGGUCCUGCUUCUAUAUUCCUUGGGUCAGAUCCAUCAGGUCAACAGCGGUACACAGGCCUCCUUCAAGAUGUUCGCAUGUACCAUACCAGACUGAACCGUAGCCACAUACAUGAGCUUCACAGCCAACCUGCAAAAACGGACCUGCGCAGCAUCUCAGGUUACCUCCGAUACAAGCCACAGGAGAGCCAGAAGUCGUUUGUGGUGGAAGUCAAGGAUGAUGAUGAAGAGGAGGGGGAGGAACUGUUCUACCUGCAGCUGGUGGCCGUAAGUGGCGGCGCCCGCCUGCCCUUCCCCAGGCCCACGGCCGUGAUACGCGUCAUGAAGAGUGACAAUGCCAACGGGCUUUUUGGGUUCACGGGUGGCUGCAUACCUGACACCACUGAGGAGGGUUCAACCGUUUCCUGUGUUAUUGAGCGGAUGCGAGGAUCUCUGGACCAUGUAUAUGUCAAUUAUUCUGUUACCCAAGUGAAUGGCGUGGACAGUGGGAGGCCUGCACAUGAGGAUUUUCUCAAUGCCACUGGAGUUGUUCUUUUCUUGAGUGGGCAGCGCUCUGAGGUACUGAACCUACUGGUGUUGGAUGACAAUCUCCCUGAGCUGGCAGAGACCUUUCAAGUCAUACUGGUGUCAGCAGGAUCCAGUGAUGGGAAACUGGGCUCAACUCCUGCCAGCGGCGCAAGCAUUGACCCCAGUAAUUCUGUUAACACAGUCACUGUCAUGGCGAGUGACCAUCCCUUUGGCUUGCUGCAGUUCCAAGCUCAUCUUCCGGGCGAGGGAUUGAUCGCCCCUGCAUUGGAACCUGCGCACAUCACUGUCAAAGAGGAAGAUGGACAGGUCCGACUGCCAGUGGCCAGGGCCCAAGGCCUUUUGGGGAGGGUCAUGGUGGGAUACAGGACAACCCCCUUCACAGCAUCCAGCCCAGAAGACUAUGAGGACUCAGAGGGUAUGCUGGAUUUCCUUCCAGGAGAAAGGUUAAAGUUCAUUACGGUAACCAUCAUUGACAAUCCUGUCCCUGAGCUGGACAAGGACUUUAGAGUGGAGCUCUACAAUACCAAUGGAGGAGUGGAUCACUUUCUGCAUGUUGAGGAAAGUGGUAGUGGGGAGAGUGACUCUGAUUUCCUGCCUUCAUCUUUUCUUCACCAUGCCAGCUUGGGAGCUGCCUCCCGCAUCACGGUCACCAUUGCAGCCUCUGAUGAUGCCCACGGAGUCUUUGAAUUCAGCCCUGGCUUCCUGUCCGUUAACGGAACAGAACCUGAGGGUGGACAGAGCUCUGUAGUUCUACAGGUUGAUCGGUCAUUUGGUGAUCUCUCCAAUGUGACUGUGAACUGGGAAGCUGAUCCUAGCUCCGAAGGGGAACUCUUGAAUCAGUCUGGUAACAUCUCCUUUGGCAUUGGUCAGACAUCAGAGUGCAUCAUCAUUACUGUGGCCCAGGAUGAGGUCCCUGAAUUGGACAUGAGUUUUACCGUGUCUUUGGUUAAUGUGUCUCAUGGACGUCUGGGUGUCAAGUCUUCUGCAACGCUAACUGUGCUCGCCAGUGACCACCCAUAUGGUGUUUUUGUUUUCGCCAACACAACAAGGCCCAUUCGCCUGCCUGAAGGAGACUCAGCUCUUACCCUCAGCAUACUGCGACAGAAAGGCCUGAUGGGACAGGUGCGGGUCACAUUCAGGACACUAAAGGAAGCAGAUCCAGCACCUUAUAGGACACCCGGGGUGGGCCGAGCCUCUGAAUGGCAAGACUUUGUUCCACUCCUAGAUUCAAUUGUUUUCUUGGCCAAUCAAAGUGAAGCAAACAUCACUGUCAGAGUGUUGGAUGAUGAGGAUCCAGAGAGAGACGAGUCUGUGUUUGUACAGUUGAUCAGCGUUCAGCUUGUCAAAGGAGGCCAGGAGAGGCCUAUUUCCAACUCCCCCUCUCUUGGCCCCAGGAUAGAAAUUGUAGCCCAGGUGAUAGUGGAGGCUAGUGAUGAUGCCUUUGGUGUCCUUCAGCUGUCAGCUUCUGCUGUCAGCGUGGCUGAAGACUAUGUUGGACCUAUCAUAAAUGUCACACGUGUCGGGGGGAUAUUUGCAGACGUAUCCGUCAAGUUCAGAGCCGUGCCUUUGACCGCCAGAGUCAGUGAAGAUUACAGCGUAGCCUCCACUGAUGUCGUCCUUCUUGAAGGGGAAUCCAGCAAAUCGGUACCCAUUUAUGUCAUCAAUGAUGUGGUCCCCGAACUGGAGGAGACCGUUGUUGUUGAGUUGAUUAAUCAGACUACUGGAGGAGCUCUGCUGGGAGAGCUCACACGUGCCAUCAUCACCAUAUUGCCUUCUGAUGACCCUUUUGGUGCCUUUGUCUUCCAUGCUGCUCCAGUCACCAUAGAGGAACCAGCAUCAGAGUCUAUUGAAGUUGCACUGCCAAUAGUUCGUAAUGCUGGUACUAUUGGGACAGUGGUAGUCCAAUGGAAGGCCACUGUCAGUGGUAAACUAGCAGUGGGGGACAUCAGACCUACAUUGGGAGAGGUGACCUUUGCUCCCGGAGAGACCAUGAAGACUCUCCAAGUGCAGGUCUUAGCAGAUGAUGUUCCUGAAAUCACUGAGAUUAUAAAUAUAGAACUCACCAGUGCCAGUAAUGGUGGGAACCUCGGAACUGAUUCAUCUGUUAACAUUAAAGUGCCUGCUAAUGACAAUCCAUAUGGCACAGUGUACUUUGGACAGUCUGUUUACCGCAUCCAGGAGCCACUGGAAGGCGUCUUUGGAGCAAAUAUUACUGUCCACAGAAGAAAAGGGAACUUCGGCCGCCUGCAAAUCCUGUACAGCACAUCGGAGAUCGACCCAGUCGGUUCAGCUCAGGCUGAGGGCCAGAACUUGCUGGCCUACUAUGACAUCCCAAAACCAGGGAUUCCAGCCACUUCCCCUCAAGGCUCACUUAACAUCACUGGUCAGAAGGAUCCCUUGUCUGCCUGUGCUGCUGCAUGCCUGAGAGAACGUGCCUGCCAAGCCUUCUCCCUAUCCUCUAGCACAAUCUCGCCACCCUGCACUUGGGUGACUUCAGGGGAUGAGAAACUUGAAACAACGUCUCAGGUCAUGACUUAUGUGAAAAAUGUGACUGCAGCUACUGUCCUGUACAGCAGCCAAGCCUCUGCAGGGACCGAUUACAUCCCUGCGAUGGCCGAAAGUGCCUUUAUGGAGGACGGCUCAGGGGAAGCAAACCUCACUGUGCUCAUUUUGACAGAUAAAUUCCCUGAAAUGGAUGAAAGCUUUGCUGUACAGAUCUUAAAGGUAGGACUGAUGAAUUUGACCACAGACCAGAAGAACCUGCCCUCUAUUGGCCAGCCACAUAAAGCAGUGGUCACCAUAGGGUUGAACGGGGAUGCGUUUGGCGUGUUUUUGAUAUACAGCGCCAAUCCCAAUGCCACCAACGAAGGGCUCUACGUUGAGGUUCGUGAAGAGCCUUUGACGGUGGUUCCUCUGGUGAUUGAAAGGAGAGGAGGCAACUUGGGGACGGUCACUGUGGAGUGGAGGUUUGUUGGAGGAAAAGCCACACCAGAUAGAGACUUUACUGGAACUGGGGGAACUUUGGUUUUUGAUGGUGAUCUCAAGAACACAAUUGAGAUUGUAAUCAGAGACGAUAUUGAGCCAGAAGACAACGAGAGCCUCCUUAUUGGCCUUGUUAAUACGGAGGGAGGAAGUCGUAUCCUCCCCAGCUCGGAUACCGUCAACAUCGUGAUUCUGGCUAAUGAUAACGUGGCCGGCAUUGUGGGUUUCCAUCCAGCAUCACGUUCAGUCAUCGCCAGGGAGGGUGAAAAGCUGCCCUUGUUAGUUUUGAGGACUGCUCCAGGCGUGGGUAAUGUCACAGUGAAUUGGACAAUACAGGGUCCCCUUUUAGAACAGACCUUCACUCACAACUCAGGGAGACUUUUAUUUCAUGAGGGACAGCUGAAUAAUACCAUCGUUGUACAGCUUCUUGAUGAUGUCAUACCAGAGGACAAAUCUGUAUACAAAGUUUUCUUGACCAGCAUCCAAACUUUUGGUGUUGCGGUGCCAGGCCACGCCACACUUGACAUUCAGGGAAGUGAGGCGGUGUUUACAGUGGAUACCAGUGACGAACCAUAUGGGCUGUUGACCAUUGCAGCAUCGUCCCUAAGGGUGACCACUGAGGAGCGAGAGCACACUAUAAACAUCUACAUCAACAGGGAGUUCGGAGCUUCAGGAGCUGUGAAUGUCACCUAUGAGGUUCUCAAAGGUUCCCUGGAGAACCUCUCCCAGGUAGAAGGUGCUCUUGCUGACCCAGGACAAGACUUCUUGGCCGGAACAGGUUCUGUGAUUCUUCAGGAGGGUCAGACUUCUGUUGCUAUCCCUGUCACCAUAUUGGAGGAUGACAUUCCAGAGUUGCAGGAAUACUUCCUGGUCAACAUUACAUCAGCAGUACUUCUAACAACCCUUGCCACAGUUCCUCGACUAGAAGUCGUGUAUUGCACAUUACCAGACACUGAGGGUUUGGUGGCAGAGGUCAGCAUUGCUGCUAAUGAUGGCAUGAGAGGAGUCGUUGAAUGGACGAACACCAUGUUUGAAGUGAAUGAAACGUUAGGGAUUCUGACCCUAGUGGUCUACAGGAACAAGGGCACAUAUGGGAAUGUUUCACUUUUCUUCUACGCUCAGAACCUUGAAGCUCAGCAAGGCCUGGACUACAACACCAGCGAAACGGUGCUUCAUUUUGUCAACGGUGAAAGACAUAAGUUUGUAGAGGUCCAGAUCAUUGAUGACAUCAUUCCAGAGGGAGCGGAACGAUUCCAGAUGAUACUGUCCGAUCCAUCACCUGGGCUUGAAUUUGGCACCAAUACCACAGCCACUGUGAACAUACUGGCGAGCGACGAUGGACAUGGUGUCAUAUCUUUUAACGCCAGCAUGCCUUUCUUAUUGAAAGAACCCACGUCUUAUCUGGGGUUGAGCGAGAGCAUGGCCGCCCUCUAUGUGGUUCGGAUCCCCAAAGAGGGCACAUUCGGUACCGUGACUGUGCAGUUUACCAUAGCAGAUGCCAAUGGCAGCCUUGCCAGUGGUGAUCUCAUACCGGCACAAGGGUUUGUAUUGCUGGAGGAUGGCGUCAGCUUUAAGAUGCUUGAGAUCAGAGCAUUGCUAGAUGCUGAGCCUGAAGGGAAUGAGACCUUCACAGUGACCCUGUCCAACCCAACCGGGGGCGCACGUCUAGGUGACCGACUGCACGCUGUCAUCACUGUCCUCGAGAACCUUGCUCCAUCUGGCUUGUUCCGUAUUGGACCCACUCUCAAUAGAGGUAGCACAGAAGUGGUGGCAAAUGAAGGAGGUGGACCCAUAUUCCUCACAGUGUCUCGCAGCAAUGGCUUGGAGUCCGCUGUCAGCGUAGAGUGGGAGACACAGUCUGACACAGCUGUUGCUUUAGAGGGUCCUCUCCUGAUGAUGGGUUUGUACCAAAGCUUUGAGGAUAGCCCCACUUCCAGUUGGUGCUCUAUCCCCGGAAUGCCAUCUAUCCUUGCAGUCAGACUUGAUAAGAGUCCUGCUGUGGGAUCUUCCCAUACUUUGGCCACUGUCUAUCAAUGGCAAGGAGUUUUUGUGCCCGUAGAGUCUGCUAGGAUUCAGGACCCAAGUUCUUGUGUUGGGUUUGCACUUAAAAACACAAGCUACAUCGCCAUCACACAUGGUGGUGCCCCUUUUGCCCCUGCAACCAAUCUCAGCAUCUUAAAACUACACAGGGACCUCAAUGUCACAUUGGAACAAAUCAUAGGUGUGGAAGGUCUGGAAGUGAAAUACUUCUCAAAUGAAGACAGAGAUUUUCUUAUUGCAUCGAGUCAGAUAUUUGUUUGGACCAGCAGCUCCUUCACCCUCGUGCAGACCCUUGACUUUAAAGAAGAUAUUGUCAGUGUGACUCCAUUCACCCGCACAGAUGGUCUUUAUUUAGUAGUUUGCUUAAACCGUGAGACGAACAGCUGCUUCCUUCUUCACUGGGCCGGCGGAAGAUUUGGGAAUGCACAGCCCCUACCUGUCACAGGCAGAGUCAGCCAGGUGGAGAUAGUCCAGAGAGCAGAGGACACUCUUGUCUUGGUGCUUCUUCAAGGUGUCCUUCUUUCCUGUGAGGUGCUUCUAUGGAAUUUAGGGCAGCGUUCACCUGAGUUGCAUCAGUCCAUUCCUCACCCAGGCCUCACCUCAAUUCAUUCGUUCACAGCUCCUUCUGAACUCAUGUACAUCCUGCUAGCUGGUAGAAAUAGCUCAUCACUUUACUCCUGGAGGUCUGAUGCCAGCCUGUUCACCAUCAUACUGAAGGCCCCGCCAGCUAUGAGAUUCCUCUCCUUUAAAGUCCCAUCCCUCAACACCACCAAAACACUCUUGGCUUCUUCUGAGGAGAAGCGUUCCAGAAUUUAUCAAUUAACUUCUGUCUCCAAUCAGUCUGACUUCAUACCCGGCUUUGGCGAGCUGCAUUUCUUACCCGGUGACAGCGAGCUACAGAUUGCGGUGAAUGUGUUAGAUGAUGAUGUUCCUGAACAGCAGGAGAACUUUCAGGUCCACCUGAAGAAUCCGAAGGGUGGGGCAGAGAUUGGAUUUGGCGGUCAGGUGACUGUUGUGGUUCCAAGCAAUGACAACGCCCACGGAGUGAUUGGAUUUGCGCAGAAUUCUCUGUCUCUGGAGGUUGAGGAGUUGGAGCAAAAUCAUCAAAUCUCAUUCACAGUGGAGAGGAGAAGAGGGACGUUUGGCAGACUGACUUUUCACUGGACUGCCAGUGGGAGUCUGGCGGACAUUUACCCCACUUCCGGAGUGGUUACGUUCUCAGAGGGUCAGUCGGUCGCCAUCAUUCCACUGACUGUACUAGCAGAUGAUAUUGCAGAGCUAAGAGAGAGCGUCACCGUGACCCUCAUGGAUGUGACCACAGUCGAGCUGCUGGACAUACAACAGGCUGCUGUUAUUGACAAGUUGCGGGCGCAAGCUCUGCUCACCAUCCUGCCAAAUGGUUCUCCCUACGGGGUGAUUGGAUGGCAUCUGGACUCUCAGAUUACUCUAACACAAGAACCGCAGGGUUUUCCAGUCAAUCUGACUUUGUCCAUAGUGCGGGAGCACGGCUCCUCUGGUGAGGUGAAAAUACAUUAUGAGACCAGGCCAGCCUUGUACCAAUCUCCAUCCAACCAAGCCUCCGCAGAUCAGGACUACGUCGCCAAAGAUGGUACCCUUAUUAUGAGCGAAGGAGCAACUUUGGCCAUUGUGACCAUUACAAUCCUUCCGGAUGACAUCCCAGAACUGUCAGAGAGUUUCCUGGUAAAUAUCACCAAUGUGGCGCUAGUUAGUGGGCUAGCAGAAGCGGGCCAGCCCUCAGUGAAGCGACCUGGCAUGGAAGUAGCUAAGGUAACCAUCCAGGAAAAUGACAACCCUCGAGGGAUCUUGCAGUUUGUUGUUCUUGAAGAUGGCCCUGAAGUUAUGGUGGCCUACGAGAUGCCAGCACCUGACAACAUUUUCCACCUGACAGUGUUUCGACUUGCUGGCGCAAUUGGAAGACUGGUCAUCUACUGGGAGGCUCAGCCCCUUACUGCUGAUCCAAAUGAUUUCAGCCCCUCAUCUGGCAACAUCACCUUCCAAGAUGGGCAGAGGGAAGCUGUGAUCGCUAUCACCAUCUUGGAUGAUGACCGUGUGGAGGCUCUGGAGAAAUUCGAAGUAACUUUACUGCGGGUGAUUGGUGGCGCUCGGCUGGGAGAUGUGACCUCUGUCACAGUCAACAUUCCGGCCAAUGAUUCACCUCUAGGACGAUUUGGAUUCCAACAGCUUGAGGUUACCGUAAGUGAGCCGGAGUUUGUCGACGAUUCCGCUGCUGUGGCUCAACUAGCAGUACUGCGCAGUGAAGGAGGCGAGGGGGCCGUGACACUGGUGUGGCAACUGGAAGGACAAGCUGUUCAUGACCUCUCACCUCUCAAUGGGACUCUUGUCUUCACUGAGACUGAAUCUAUGAAGACGUUUGUGAUAAGAGCCCUUACUGACAGAGUUCUGGAGGGAGAUGAGCACUUCACAGUCAAGCUCUUUCCUGCAAGUGGCAGCAUUGCUGUCAUUGACCCUUUAAAUGGUUUGGCAACCAUCACUAUCAUAGCAGACAAGGCUGCCCUGGGGAUUAUAGGGCUGGAAGAGUCGUCAAGGAACAUUGUCAUUGGAGAACCUAAAGGAAUUUAUAAUGGGAGUGCUGUUGUCAACCUUGUUCGUGGGCCAGGUGUGUUCGGUCAGGUGCAGGUGCAUUGGAAUAUCACUCCUGCUUUGGUUUCUGAAUUCCAAGACAUCUCUGGCUCAGUAACAAUGAAAGACCAGCAAUCAUUUGCUUCUUUUAUUCUGAAGGCUGUGGAUGAUGAUUUUCCUGAGGAACGUCGCAAUUUCCAGCUAACACUGACGUCCAUGACCCCAGGACUGGAACUCAGUCCCACUGCACAGCAUGCCAGGAUAACCAUGGCAGCCAGUGACAACCCUUACGGCCUGUUUUCUCUCACCCAGCAGCAGAUAAGCGCAAUUGAAGAGGAGGAAACUGUGAAUGUGACUGUCAGUCGCACUUUGGGCAGUUUAGGAAACGUGUGGGUCACCUACCAGACCUCAGGCAACACAGCGGUUAGUGGAGAGGACUUUGCUUCGGCUUCGGGACGGCUGUUGUUCACCCCAGGUCUGAUGUCACAACAUGUUUCAGUGCAUAUCCAUGAUGACAGUCUACCAGAGGGGCCUGAGAUGUUCUACUUCAACAUCACUGAUGUGGAUUUAGUCAAUGUUAGUGGUGUGGAUUACACAGUUACCAAGUCAGGUCUCCAACUGGACCAGCCUCCAAUCAUAGGUGACAACUCAUCUCUUGCUGUUGUAAUACUGAUAAAUGACAACGCUGAGGGUAUCUUAGAUUUCAGGCAUGACCACUUCAAUAUCACAGUUGAGGAGGAUGCAUGCACUUUGUCGAUCCCAGUGGUGAGGACUGCAGGUUCCUAUGGAACCAUCUCAGUAGAGUACAUUUCCAGAGGCCUGAGUGCCACUCCUGGUCUUGACUACAUUGCAAACAAUGGCUCAUUGACGUUCAUCCAUGGCCAGCAAACCAGUGUCCUUAAUGUUACAAUUUUAGAUGACAUGAAAAGUGAAUAUGCAGAGAUGUUCGAGAUCUUGCUGGUCGGAACCACAGGGGGAGCAGUACUCGGCUCUCAUACAGUCGCCAGGGUGAUCAUCAACAAAAGUGACACUCCAGGUGGUGUGAUGCGGUUCCUCAACGAAAGCCUAAUCACCAUCAACAACCCAAAAGACACCCGAAAACUCACGCUGGUCUUGGAGAGGGCGGGAGGUCUUGUGGGCAAUGCAACGAUUGCUUGGAUCAUCCUUGGUCCAAACAGCAGAGAGGCUCUACUUCCAUUUAAUACAGACAUUAGAGAGCCGUUAAAUGGGUCUUUUUUCUUCAGCGAAGGGGAGACAGGCACACGCACUAUUGCACUUCGGAUCCUCCCUCAUGGUGAAGUUGAGGUGGAGGAAACUUUUAUAAUAGAGCUCAGCCUUCUGUCUGGGGAUGUGGACAUCGACCCUCGGGCUGGAUCCAUAACACUGAAGAUUGAAAAGUUUGGGGACCCAAAUGGUAUAGUUCAAUUUACAGCGGAUGCACUUCAAGAACGUGUUUACAAUGAACCCACAGAGGCAGAAGGUCCAAUCCAUAUCUCUAUGCAAGUUACGCGUCGAGAGGGUGUCAUGGGUAAUAUUACGGUUCACUGGCAGAUGGACUCUGAUUUUGACAUAGAUGGAGACUUUUUUGCAUUUUCUGGCACCGUGCUGAUCAUGAAAGACCAGAGGGACGCAGAAAUCGUUGUUAGCCUGAUGCCUGACACUCUGCCAGAGCUGGAGGAGCUCUACACUGUUCAACUGACAGCAGUGGAGGGUGGUGCUACUCUGGAUGCCAAUUCUAAUCUUUUACGCACUCAUAUUAGCGUACGUGCAAAUGAUGACCCCCACGGUGUCUUCUCCUUGAAUCCUGAGGAGCAGUCUGUGUUGGUCGAGGGGUCUGGGGCUGAGGUCCGCAGAGUUCUGAUUAUGAACACGACUCGGCUAGGAGGUCUGUUUGGCAACGUCAGUGUGGGCUACAGAAUCACUGACGGGACAGAUGAGGUGCUGGGCAUGGACAUGUUUGUGGGAGGACAAGCUGACGGACAACUAUUGUUCACUGAGGGGCAGGUGUUCAGUAAUGUCACACUUUACAUCAGCAACCUGGCAUUUUUGUCCUUGGGUGGAAGUUUCAUAGUACAGCUAACUAAUGUAAGAAUGGUCAGUCCCUUACGUGGCACACCACCACGCCUCCAUCACGAGUCCACCGUUGCUAUGGUGACUGUGCCAGAGGAAGCCGCCAGCUCAGAGGUGGGUUUUGCCUCCCAGGCUUUAUUUGUUUCAAGUGUUGAUACAGGGAAAUGUGAGGCAAAGGUGACGCGAACAGGGUUGUUUGGGGAUAUCAGGGUGCAGUGGAGUGCAGGGUAUCCUCCAGGACAGUCUCCACCUGGUUUUAGAAUUGGAACAAUCAAGCCAAAUUCAGGCUCACUGGUCUUUUCCCAUGGAGAGAGGACAAAGAUAAUAGCUCUGAGAGCCAUGGCUGAUGCAUCUGAGCCAACUGCACAUGCGUUGCACCUCACUGGAGCCACCUCCAGUACUGCUGCGGGCAGCUAUGUCAAGCUCAAGUCAGGAUUUACAUUGGCUGAAGUGGAGCCGCUGGGAAUCUACCAGUUUUCUCCGGAUUCCCGCCAGCUGGUCAUUGAAGAGGACAUCCAGACUAUAACACUCUACGUCCAGCGGCUCUACGGUUCGAGUAGCAACAGCACUCGCCUGUCCUACAUGACAAUAGCAGGCAGUGCAGCUGCAGGAGCUGAUUUCAUCUCUGUGCCAGAGGGCCAUUUGUCUUUUGACUCUCCUCGCCAAACCAACACUUCCUUCCAGCUUUCAAUCCUCGAUGACCUCCUCUCAGAGCCAGAUGAAUAUUUUCACGUCAACCUUACCGCCGUUGAAGUCUUCACUCCAAACUUGGUCUGGCCAGAUGCCUUCCCUCGAAUCAACCCACCACACAGUCUGGCAACUGUCGCCAUCUUGGCGAGCGAUGUGACCAGUGGAGUGCUAAGUAUAGGUCCUGGACUGGUCGAAGUACCCGAGGACAAGGACGAAGAGAACCAGCAGGAGCGAAGGGUUCUCCUCAGAGUGCGCAGGUCAGAGAGUGUGGCUGAGAACGUACGAGUUAAGGUCCAAGCAUAUGGAGAUGGAAGCAAAACACCAUUCCCCUUCACCCUGGAGCCUGUUUGGGCUCUAGCGAAGGAGAAUCAGGACUUCCACUUGGACUCCAGCAUUGUGCAAUUGCCAGCUGGUCAGAAUGAGACAGAGGUGGUCCUCGUCAUCCUGGAUGACUCAGAACCAGAAGGACAGGAGGUGUUCUUUAUCUAUCUCAGUGAUCCUGAGGGUGGCGUAAAGAUCACUGAUAGGCCCCGCCAGGGCUUUGGGGCCUUUUCCAAGAUCACCAUCCUUGGAAGCGACUUCCAUAAUGGGAUUGUAGGCUUUAGUCACAAUUCUCUGAUGGGCCAGGUUCUGGAUGAAGAUUCAGACAACAAAACCGUUCAGCUGUACGUGCAGAGGCAGGAAAACAGAGCCUUUGAGGAUUUGCAGGUUUUUUGGAGGGCUACUUUUAACAAAGCAGCUCCAACUCUUGUCAGCAAUGGAGUAAACCUGACCAAACAGCUGGUGUACACAUCGGGAUUUAUACUAUGUAGAAGAGGAGAGAUCAUCUGUGCUUUUACUUUGGAGGUCCAACAUGAUGAGGAACCAGAAUACCGCACUUGGUUCUUCGUAGAAGUUUUUCAGGUGGGCUCAGGCGCCACCAUUAAUGAGACGAGCCGAUUCGCCAACAUCACCUUGGCAGAGAGCGACGAUCCACGAGGCGUUGUGUACUUCGGCAUGAGCCACAGGUUUCCCACCGCCACGCCAACGACCACAAAGCUCAGUCUCCAGGUGUACAGAAGAGCAAGCACAGCUUCAACAAUGUCUGUACGGUAUCAUACGCUGGAGCUUCCAAGGGAGGAGGUGCUCGGACCAUUUGUAAUCCAUCCUGCUAAAGAAGGAAUGGAUUUCCCUCAGCAAGAAGGCGAGCUGACCUUUGACGUGGGUCAAAACAACACAUCCAUCGACCUUUAUCUAACCCCUGACCUUGAGUCAUCUUUACCCCGGCCUAAACGCUUCCAAGUGGAGCUGUUCAAUGCAACAGGGGGCGCCAGAGUGCACACUGACUUUGGCUAUGCAAAUGUGACACUUGUGUCAAAUGUUGCUAGUGCAGCUACGUGGGCCUUGGUAGGAAAGUUGCAUCAACCCCUCAACUCAGCAACACUGAACCAGGUGUUGCGAGGACUCAUCGAUCGGACCGCCUUCACGCUGCCCCGAGAGCAGAUGACGGCUGUAUUUGAAGCUCUGGAGAAGGUGCUCGCAGUGUCUGACAGAGCAUCGAUUCAUGAAAGCAGCCGCAAUUUAACCUAUGACCUGCUGUGUGUGUUGGCCAACCCCAGCAGAGCCGACACACGGGGCCUUAGCCACCUCGCGGAAGUGGCUGAACGAUUCGCAUUUUCCAUCAUCACACGCAGUCAUUGUGAGAUAGGGGGCACCAUCCUGGACACAUGUGCACAUAUGUCCAUCUCUGCCUUCCAGUGGUAUCCCACACAAAUCAAUGGACACAAAUUCAGAGGGUCUAACACAGACUUUUUCCAGCUUCCUGACACUCUGCUGGCAGUGCCGGCCGUCUCCUCCCCUGACUGCAGGAACCUCAGCCGUAUUCAGCUGAUAGAGUUUAGAAAUGACCUCUGGUUUAUCACCAACAAUGCAACAAAUGCUCUCAAUGGGAAGGUUUUCUCAGUCAGUUUAGAGGACAGAAGAAGGUCAAGACCCCUUGGAGAUGGUAUAGAGGUGAUAUAUCGUAUCCACACUGCUGGUCAGCCACUUAAACCAGGACGUUCUAUGUGCCUUCUCUGGAACCAGACCACUGCAAGCUGGUCAUCGGAUCAUCAGUACUGCAGGGUUGUGAAAGAAAGCGGGAGCUACGUGGAGUGCGCCUGCUCCCACUUAUCUAUCUACACGGCCUAUGCUGAGUUUUCCCCCCUUGCAUCAAAUAACGAAGCCUUCUAUGCCUCCGGGUUCAUCUGCAUCUCAGCCUUUGCAUUGGCCAUUAUAGCACAUAUCCUGUGCUCCCGUUUCCCUAUGUUUGCUGCCAAAUUGCUCGUUCACAUGAUGGUGAGCUGCCUCGGAACACAGAUCUGUUUCCUGGUGUCAACUUUCCGUGGCCGGGUGUUUUCCGAGGACAGCUGUGCAGCUCUGGCGCUCUUCUCUCACUACUUCCACCUCAGCCAGUUCUUUUGGAUGCUCAUACAGGCUGUGAAUUUCUGGCAGGUGCUUGUAAUGAACGAUGAGCACACGGCGCGCCGAUACCUGCUGUACUUCCUUUUGGGCUGGGGUCUUCCUGCUCUCGUCAUCAUCAUCCUGGUCAUCGUGCUGCUCGGAGGCUUCGACUGGAGCAUCCACGCUGUCUACGGAUUGGUGCAAGGGGACGUGUGCUUCAUCCCGAACAUCUAUGCUGCUCUGUGCACUGCUGUGCUGGUGCCACUCAUCUGCCUGGUUGCUGUGUUGGUCAUCUUCAUCCACACCUACCAGGUCUCUCAGCAGUGGAAGGCUUACGAUGAUGUCUAUCGCGGGCGUACAAACAGCACAGAGGUGCCGCUUGUCCUUUACCUGUUCCUGCUCAUCUCUCUGGUGUGGUUGUGGGCAGGACUUCAUAUGGGCUACAAGCACAUGUGGAUGCUUGUCCUCUACAUCAUCUCUAACUGCGUGCUGGGACUGUACGUGUUUGCAGUCUACUUUGUCAUGCACAACCAGCUGUGUUGGCCUGCUAAAGCCACUUACAACGUGGAAAUGAGCGGCCAAGACAGUCCAGACUCCACCUAUCCGGGUGGGGGACCUACCACUAUAGGGACUGACAUCAACAAAUCAACGCAGAACCUCAUCAGCGCCAUGGAAGAGGUGUCAGCUGACUGGGAGCGUGCAUCGCUGAGGACCAGUACUCAGCCCACGAGCGGCUUCAAGGCCAGUCCGGUGAUGGGGACGUACCCCACUGAGGGCGGCUUCAUCAACACCAACCUGGUCGCUGCGGACGAGGAGUCCCAGGAGUUUGAUGACCUCAUAUUUGCCUUAAAGACUGGGAGCGGGCUUAACGUGAGCGACAAUGAGUCCAUCCCAGGCAGCCACGACGGGGGCAGCGUGAGCAGCUCCCAAAUCGUGGAGCUCCGAAGGAUCCCCAUCGCGGACACACACCUCUAACCCCUCAUCCUCAUAGCACAACACAGUAUUUUUAUACCACGACGACAUUUAUUUGCACUAAAUGUUUUCUUCGUCUUCUUUUUUUGUGGAAUAGAACAUUUUCACGUAGAGCUUUGAUAUAGAGCUUUGAUAUGAUUUGUACUGCUUUUAUAUGGAUGUAUGAACCUGUAUCAGAAUGUUGUACUAAAUUAAUGGAUGCAGUUUGACUGGAAUUUUUGUAGCGGUCUACUAAAUGAGAUAGAGCUGGUCUAACAUUGUUAAUAAAU
Molecule: messenger RNA, 19136 nt
Organism: Phycodurus eques (leafy seadragon)
Lineage: Eukaryota; Metazoa; Chordata; Actinopteri; Syngnathiformes; Syngnathidae
Gene: adgrv1
Product: adhesion G protein-coupled receptor V1
Exons: 96
Coding region: 217-18870 (6217 amino acids)
Biological process (GO): cell communication; G protein-coupled receptor signaling pathway; negative regulation of adenylate cyclase activity
Cellular component (GO): membrane
Molecular function (GO): G protein-coupled receptor activity
Source: RefSeq, a predicted model, not a curated record